Messenger RNA from Fusarium verticillioides 7600, 1817 nucleotides. Its product is annotated as aminopeptidase Y. The record is from RefSeq and is a predicted model, not a curated record. The transcript has 3 exons. Bases 110 to 1636 code for a protein of 508 amino acids. Lineage: Eukaryota; Fungi; Ascomycota; Sordariomycetes; Hypocreales; Nectriaceae. Gene Ontology annotation, biological process: proteolysis. Gene Ontology annotation, molecular function: aminopeptidase activity; metalloexopeptidase activity.
CAUCACGUCACAAGCUUGUAUCACCUGCGCUCCAGUCAUGCCCAUGUCUUAACUAGAACCCUCCCCUUCCAUCCUCCUCCCUCUCUCCUUCACAACAACAAACUUCAACAUGACGACAAAGGGCCUUUGCUUAGUCGCCGCUACGGCCGCUCUCCAGGGCGUGUCAGCUCUUCAGAUCCCUCUCAACCUCCAGGUCCCCAAGCUCUCUUGGAAUCCCUUCGGUGAUGAUCUUCCCGUGGUAGAUACCAAGGAAUUGCAGAAGAGCAUCAAGCCUGAGAACCUUGAGGCUAGAGCAAAGGAUCUGUAUGAGAUUGCCAAGAAUGGAGAGGAGGAGUAUGGACAUCCGACUCGUGUCAUCGGCAGUGAAGGCCAUCUUGGUACGCUGUCGUACAUCCAUGCUGAGCUCGCCAAGCUAGGCGGCUACUACUCCGUGUCGAACCAGCAAUUCCCCGCUGUGUCGGGCAAUGUCUUCGAGUCGCGUCUCAUCAUCGGUGACUCUGUCCCCAAGCAGGCAUCGCCCAUGGGUCUGACUCCUCCGACUAAGAACAAGGAGCCCGUCCACGGAACGCUUGUCCUCGUCGACAACGAAGGAUGCGACGAGUCCGAUUAUCCCGAGGCCGUCAAGGGCAACAUUGCUCUCGUCCUCCGUGGAACGUGCCCCUUUGGUACAAAGUCCGGCAAUGCUGGUAAAGCGGGUGCUGUCGCUGCUGUUGUGUAUAACUAUGAGAAGGACGAGGUUCAUGGAACUCUCGGUACCCCUUCGCCUGACCAUGUUGCUACUUUUGGUCUUGGCGGUGAAGAGGGCAAGGCCGUUGCCAAGAAGCUCAAGGAUGGUGAGACCGUCGAUGCUAUUGCUUACAUCGACGCUGAGGUCAAGACCAUCCUCACCACCAACAUCAUUGCCCAGACUCGCGGUGGUGAUCCCGACAACUGUGUUAUGCUCGGCGGUCACAGUGACAGUGUUGCCGAGGGCCCUGGUAUCAACGACGACGGAUCCGGCAGUAUCUCUGUGCUCGAGGUCGCUGUUCAACUGACCAAGUACCGCGUCAACAACUGCGUCCGCUUUGCCUGGUGGGCCGCCGAGGAAGAAGGUCUUCUCGGCUCCGACCACUACGUCUCCGUUCUUCCUGAAGAUGAGAACCGCAAGAUUCGUCUCUUCAUGGACUACGACAUGAUGGCCAGUCCCAACUUUGCCUACCAGAUCUACAACGCCACCAACGCCGAGAACCCCAAGGGUUCAGAGGAGCUGCGCAAUCUGUAUGUCGAUUGGUACGAGGAGCAGGGCCUCAACUAUACCUUCAUCCCCUUCGAUGGUCGCAGUGACUACGAUGGUUUCAUCCGUGGUGGUAUCCCCGCCGGUGGUAUCGCCACAGGUGCCGAGGGUGUCAAGACUGAGGACGAGGUCGAGAUGUUUGGCGGUGAAGCCGGCGUCUGGUAUGAUAAGAACUACCACCAGAUCGGGGAUGAUCUGACCAAUGUGAAUUACACCGCGUGGGAGGUGAACACCAAGCUCAUCGCCCAUUCCGUUGCAACAUACGCCAAGUCGUUCAAGGGCUUCCCCGAGCGAGAGAUUGAGACGUCUGUGCAGAGUUACUCUGACAAGACCAAGUACCACGGUAGCAAGCUCUUCAUUUAAAUACCGUAGGAAUCUUUUAUUUCAGGACUAAGUAGCAAGAAUAGCAUAGCAUAGCACAGUAAGUAAUGGGUGAUUGAUUAAUUUGAAUGGAUAUCUCUACGUUAAAAUUGCAAAUGCCUAGCUAAACCGACUCCAAGUGAAACGAAGCAAGAAAAAGGACAAAAAAAAAAAAAACAUCAUU